Molecule: messenger RNA, 687 nt
Organism: Moneuplotes crassus
Lineage: Eukaryota; Ciliophora; Spirotrichea; Euplotida; Euplotidae
Source: the annotation of a GenBank genome assembly
UGUGUUGGAAAGAUGUCUACUUAUUAACCUUACUUAUUUUGAGUGGGCAUUCAAAUGUUGAUCCAAUUGCGAAUCCAAUUGUCUCGCUCUUCAAAAUAUCUUCUGGAAUAGAGUAUUCUGCAUGGGUCAAGAUAUAAGCCAACGUUACCUUGAGCUCAAGCAUCGCGAAUGUUUGUCCUGGGCAAGCUCUGCUACCAUAAGAGAACGGAACAUUACUGUAUGGUCUUCUUGCCUUUCCAUCAGAAGGUCUAAAGAAGUAUUUGUGCUCUGGGUCGAAUCUCUCUGGGAUGAAUUUUAGUGGCUCGAAGAAUUCUUCAGGAUCGUAAUGAAUAAUAGAAGAGUCCUUAAAGAAAGUAGUUCCCUUUUUGAAUGGGACUCCAGCAAUCUCUACAUCCUCAUAAGCAGCAUAUUCAAGAGAUUGGUAAGUUGGACAAUCAAUACGGAGAGAUUCUUUGACUACAUAAGUGAUGAUUUUUCUUCAGUUGAUACAAAAUGACGACAAGAGUGUGGGAGGUUGUCUCAGUUCCGGCUGCUAAGAACCCUAAGACAUCAAUAAAUAGUUCUUCAUAUUUGAUCUUGGGAUCUUGGAUCAAUUUGUUACAAAUAGAGUCCUCAUCUUUAGAUUCAUCUAUCAGCUUUCUUAAAGAAGCUUGAAACUCUAAUAAGUUUCUUUUAUUCCUUCUGUAA